UGUAACAUAUGCUCGCGAAUCAUUCAUCUGUACCGAUUCAUUAAUCAUCUGUAACGAUAACACGUCGAGUUGUUGUGAGGUUGAAGAUAUGGAUAUCUCAUCAGAUGAUGAAAGUUCAAAUUCAGUAACAAUUAUAAACAACAAUAACAUUGAUUAUUCAAACAAAAACAAAGAAAUUGAGUCGAGUUGUGGUGAGAUUGACACUAUGGUAAUCCCAUCAGAUGAUGAAAGUUCAAAUUCAGUAACAAUUAUAAACAACAAUAACAUUGAUUAUUCAAACAAAAACAAAGAAAUUGAGUCGAGUUGUGGUGAGAUUGACACUAUGGUAAUCCCAUCAGAUGAUGAAAGUUCAAAUUCAGUAACAAUUAUAAACAACAAUAACAUUGAUUAUUCAAACAAAAACAAAGAAAUUGAGAAUUUGGAAACAUUAAUGGUAUUGAAAAAAAUUAUUUUAAUGCAUAUGGAACAUAUACUCGUGAAUCAUUUAUCUGUACCGAUUCAUUAA
Messenger RNA from Adelges cooleyi (spruce gall adelgid), 505 nucleotides. Its product is annotated as transmembrane protein DDB_G0273707/DDB_G0273361-like. The record is from RefSeq and is a predicted model, not a curated record. Bases 89 to 505 code for a protein of 138 amino acids. NCBI's taxonomy places the organism in Eukaryota, Metazoa, Arthropoda, Insecta, Hemiptera, Adelgidae. The transcript is spliced from 5 exons.